Molecule: messenger RNA, 1359 nt
Organism: Trichomonas vaginalis G3
Lineage: Eukaryota; Parabasalia; Trichomonadida; Trichomonadidae
Exons: 1
Coding region: 1-1359 (452 amino acids)
Source: RefSeq, a predicted model, not a curated record
AUGACACCUGCAUUUGAAGAUACAACAGCUCUUAAAGGAACAAUCGAACAAUUAAUUGAUUUUCUUGAGAAAAACAAAUCAAAGUUCAUAGAAAUACAAAGAGUUCUGGCGUAUGGAGGCUACAAAUCUCAAUCAAGAGUUUUUUAUUCAUCAUUGGUUGGACUAGAGGUUUCAUUAAAGAGUUUGUUAACAACAUCAAAAGGACAAAGUACAACAUUUUCACCUGACAAAGUUUUGGAAUUAGAAUUAAAUUAUAAAAAUGAUAUUGAUCAGAUCAAAACAAACAAAAAAUCAAUUGGUUAUGCAGAUAUUAUAUCAUUAUAUACGAAUCCAUCGAAAACAGCACAACUUUCAGCAUCAAAUAACAAAAAUGAAAAAGAAAUUUUCGAAAUUGCAAAAAAUUCUUUAUCAAAAGUCAAAGUUUUGAUGAAUACUAUUACCGAUUUAAGUGAGAAAACAGUUCCUCUUUUGCAAACAAUACAAAACUAUCUAAAAUCAGUUUGGCCAGCAUUAGAUUUUCAAAAAAAUACCAAAAAAUCACAGAAAAAAUCAAUUUUUUCAAAUGAUUACAAUGAAUUAUGUUCUACAUUUAACUUAGUUGUUGAAGGAAUGCAGACAGCGAUAUUAAUACCUAUUAAUGAUAUUCCUUUGCGUGAAUUAUGUUUCGAAACAUUAAAUUUGUUAAAUUUAAUUUGUAAAAAUUCAGUAAAGAUAAUUCCAAAGAAUAUACAAUUGUUAUGUGAUAAAUUCAAGAAAUUACAAGGAGAUUUUUCUGUAGAAAGACUUUUUAAGCUGAAUUUGCAAAAAUAUGUUGAUGAUUUAGAAAAAAAUAAGAAAGAAAUAAUGAAAUUGGAUUCUUCAAAGAGAGAAUUAUGUUUUACAAGGCAAAUACCUGUUUUAAUUGAAUUUCUCAAAACAAUUUCAUCAAAUAUUUUGAGUUUCAAAAAAGAAGACUAUGAAGUUAAAGAUUCAAACAUGGAUUUAGCGCAUGCUAGUGAUGGAAUAUCAAAAAUCAUAUUUUCUUUGUCAGAAACAGAAUUUAAUUUGAAUUCUUUUUAUUUAAUGAACAUUUUAGUUAGAUUAAGAGAACAUAUAUCAUCUAUUAGAUGUGGCGUUAUAUUUGAUACUCCAAAAGACUUUUUAAGUACAAUUAAAACUAUUUAUGAUCAAAUUUCUGAUCUUCAAAGAUUAGUUAAAGUUUUCUGUCCUUUAACGACAAUAAAACCAUUUAUAAGUUCAUUGGAAAUUGUUAUUUGGAAGUUAAGUCAUAUGAAAGGAGAUUACAAGAAUGAUGACCUUUUAAUUUCAUCUUUGAAUGCAGCAAUUGAACAAAAAUUCAAAAUUGAAGCAAAACUGUGA